AGAAAAUAAAAGCGGGUCCUCCAUUCUCUUCUUCCUUUUCCCUCGUUAAUAAAUACUACCGCUAUCUGUCAUGCACUCCGACAAUAGAAAGACGAGAGCUUUCAAUGCUUUUCACUGUCUCACUACCUCGACGGCGAACUUUCCGGCUUCUCCUCCACUUUCCCAUUUCCUCUUCUCAGAAAAAUUCCUUAACCGUUGGAGAUUUGAAAACAUUUUCACCAUUUCAUCUAUGUAACCGUUUCUUGCCCAUAGUUUUUUCUCGCCGGCCAAUGUGUCUGUCUUAUUGCGUCUGGGUUUUUUAGUAGCAGCAAAUUCUUCUAAAUUUGCAUCUUUUAUUCAUGCCAAAGCUAUGUUGUGCCUUCUCUAGCUCUACGCGGCGUUCAUUCCGUUCAAAACAGACUCUUCAUCUCUACAAAUUGGAGUCUUGUAGGUAGUGUUUUCCAAAUACUCUUGAGCUGAAAUGGGAAGGGUGUUCUGCAUUUUCGUUCUGAGUCUUUUAUCUUCCAUUUUGGUUAGGGCUUUAAACCCUCCCCUAAAUGACGAUGUUCUUGGGUUGAUUGCCUUCAAAUCCGACAUUCUUGAUCCAGUAGGAAAGUUGGUUUCUUGGUCUGAAGAAGAUGAUAGUCCGUGCAAUUGGGUUGGGGUCAAAUGCAAUCGUAGAUCCAAUAGGGUAACCGAGCUUAACCUUGAUGGUUUUGGGCUUUCUGGGAAGAUGGGUAGUAGAGGGCUUCUUCAAUUACAGUUUCUUAGAAAGCUUUCCCUUUCCAAGAACAAUCUUACAGGAGGGUUAAGUUCUAGUCUUACCCAGAUUCCUAAACUUAAAGUUUUGGAUUUGAGCCAGAACAAUUUAUCUGGGAAUAUCUCAGAAGAGUUCAUUCAACAAUGUGGGUCGUUAAAAUCGAUCUCCUUAGCCCAAAACAGGUUCUCAGGACAAAUCCCAGAGAGUUUGAGCUCAUGUGUAUCUUUGAUUGCCUUAAACUUGUCUUCGAAUUGGUUUUCUGGAAGUUUACCAUCUGGAAUUUGGUCUUUGCCUUCCUUAAGGUCACUUGAUCUGUCAGACAAUUUUCUCAAGGGUGUGAUUCCAAAGGGCAUUGGAGGUCUCAAGAAUCUGAGAGAGAUUAAUUUGAGGAAAAAUCAAAUCUUGGGUAAAUUACCUCCCGAAAUAGGAGACUGUCUACUACUUAGAUCAAUUGAUUUUAGCCAAAAUUCCCUUUCUGGUACGCUUCCUAUCUCAUUUCAGCACCUAAGAAUGUGUAAGCGAUUGGUGUUGAGAAGAAACACACUUUCUGGUGAUAUUCCAGAAUGGAUUGGAGAAAUGAAAAGCCUUCAGACAUUAGACCUUUCAGAAAACACCUUUUCUGGCCAUAUCCCAACUUCCAUAGAAAAGCUUCAGUCUUUGAACACACUCAAUCUCUCCAAGAAUUCGAUAUCUGGAAACUUUCCAAUCUCCAUGUCCAAUUGUUCAAACCUUUUUGCUUUGGAUGUUAGUUAUAACUUCUUAGCAGGUGAACUCCCUUCAUGGCUUUACAAUCUGGGGUUGCAGAAGAUCAUACUUUCAGUAAACAAGUUUAAGGGUAAUCUUGGUAAUAUUUUGGGUUCAUCCACAAACAAUUCCCGCCAAAAGAUUGUGUCUUUGGAUAUGUCUGGCAAUGAUUUAUCUGGGGAGAUUCCAUCUGUUCUUGGGGACUUUAGUGGGUUGGAGUUCUUGAAUUUGUCUGGAAACUCACUUGUUGGAAGCAUUCCCAAAAGUAUUGGAAGGUUGAGAUCUUUGGAUAUUAUGGACUUAAGUGAGAAUGAGUUGAAUGGAAGCAUCCCUUUAGAGAUUGGGGAAAUCACUUCUAUCAGGGAAUUGUGGCUUCAGAAGAACUCGUUAUCUGGCGAAAUUCCCUCUUCCAUCAUGAACUGCUCAUCGUUAGUGACAUUGUCUCUUUCCCAUAAUGACAUAACUGGCCCUUUCCCAGCAGCCUUAGCCAAACUUAAUUCCCUCCAAAACCUUGACUUGUCUUUUAACAGAAUAACCGGAAGCCUACCAAAACAGCUAUCCAGUCUUGCUCACCUCUUAUCCUUCAACAUUUCACAUAACCAAUUAAAUGGAGAGCUACCCACAGGUGGUUUCUUCAACAGAAUUUCACCAUUUUCUGUUUCUGGGAAUCCCUCUCUUUGUGGGCCCGCUCUUAAUACCUCAUGUGACCCUCUCAUUCUUCCCAAACCUCUAGUACUGAACCCUAACUCAACCGUCGAUGACUCCUCUCCCGCAAAAGCCCUUCCAACCUUCCAUCACAAGAAGAAAAUCCUUAGCAUUUCUUCCCUUAUCGCCAUUGCUGCAGCAGCUGUAAUCUUCUUUGGUGUGAUAACUAUAAGCGUCCUCAAUACGCGUGCCCGUCAACCCGUCACUUCUCCACGUGCAUUUUAUGGCGGUGACGAUUCUACCCCUUGCUCCACUAACACCAAUGGCGAAGCUAGUGGUUCGGGUAAGCUCGUCAUGUUCUCCGGAGAUCACAACUUUAGUGUGGGCCCCGCUCAUCGUCCCUUGCUCAACAAGGACUCCGAGAUAGGCCAUGGUGGGUUCGGGACAGUUUACAAAACCGUCCUCGGGGAUGGACGUGCCGUUGCGAUCAAGAAACUCACUGUCUCAAAUCUAGUGAAGUCUCAGGAGGACUUCGAAAGGGUAGUUAAGAACUUGGGAGAAGAAGAUGUCCGUCAUGGUAACCUUGUGUCACUUGAGGGCUACUAUUGGACACAAGACCUCCAGCUUCUCAUAUACGAAUUCGUUUCGGGUGGAAACCUCUAUGAGCGUCUCCACAACGCGUCAGGUUCUGAUCUCGGUUGGAACGAGCGGUUUAAAGUGAUACUCGGGACUGCAAGAAGUCUAGCCCAUCUACACAAAAUGAACAUCAUCCACUACAACAUGAAGUCGAGCAACAUUCUAAUGGAUGAGUCAUCUGGCGAGCCGAAGCUAUCGGAUUAUGGAUUGGCAAGGCUACUACCAACAUUGGACCGAUACGUGCUUAGCAGUAAAGUCCAAAGCGCCCUUGGAUACAUGGCACCCGAGUUCGCAUGCAAAACCGUGAAGAUAACCGAGAAGUGUGACGUGUAUGGAUUUGGCGUUCUGAUUCUCGAGAUUGUGACGGGAAAGAAACCGGUGGAGUAUAUGGAGGAUGAUGUAGUGGUGGUAUGUGAUAUGGUGAGAGGAGCAUUGGAAGAAGGGCGGGUGGAAGAAUGCAUUGAUGAGAGGUUGCAUGGGGUGUAUAAUCUUCUUGAGGAGGUCAUUCCUGUGGUCAAGUUAGGGCUCAUAUGCACGUCUCAAGUUCCAUCUAAGAGACCUGAUAUGGCAGAAGUGGUGAAUAUGUUAGAGUUGAUCAGGUGUGCUUAGCUUCUCCAGAUCUAGCAUGAUGGGUUAAUCCGUUAGUAUAUGAUCUGAAGAAAAGAAAAUUAAGGUGCAGUUUUAAACAGAGUGUUUUGAGGAUGUAUUAUCCAUCUGGGGAAGAAGAAUCCGGGUUGUUUAAUUUAAGUUAGAACUUAAAGUCUUUCUGCAUGGUUUUUUCUUCAUUUAAUUGGUCUAGAAAUCUUGGAUACCGGAUUCUUUUGCCCCAGGUUUUAAUUUCACAUCUGUUAAGUUGUUAUUAUAUGGGUAAUUAAUUUAAUUAGCUGCGCUAUAUAUGUGAAAUGUGACAGUACGUACAACGUAGUCCGUAGGAGUACUUAUACUAGUGUAAAGCCAGGGCAUGUCCGGUAGCAUAUCAAUUUGCUAUGAGUUAAAAUGUAAAAUACAAAUAGAUAUCGUGAAUU
Messenger RNA from Cuscuta epithymum, 3789 nucleotides. NCBI's taxonomy places the organism in Eukaryota, Viridiplantae, Streptophyta, Magnoliopsida, Solanales, Convolvulaceae. The record is from the annotation of a GenBank genome assembly.